CCCCAAUUGCAUCUCCCCCUCCGUUUACUCACCACCUCUCUCCCUUCCUGUAGACACCUACACUCUACACUCUUUCGCAUCAUGCAGUCCGCCAUCCGUGGUUUGAGGACUGCCUCGAGAGCGGCCGCUGUCCAAACUCCCCGAGCACGUUUCGCUCCCCUCGCCGUCAACUCUUUCCGAACAUACGCUACUGCCAAGCCAGCGGCUUCGGAAGUUUCCUCCAUCCUCGAGGGACGAAUUGCCGGAUCAUCGGAAGGCGGAGAUGUUCAGGAGACUGGUCGAGUCUUGACCAUUGGUGACGGUAUCGCUCGUGUAUACGGUCUUCGAAAUGUCCAAGCCGAAGAAAUGGUUGAAUUCUCCUCGGGAGUCCGUGGAAUGUGCCUCAACUUGGAAGCCGACAACGUCGGUGUCACCGUCUUUGGUAACGAUCGACUCAUCAAGGAGGGAGACACUGUCAAGCGAACUGGACAAAUUGUCGAAGUUCCCGUCGGACCCGAGCUUUUGGGCCGUGUCGUUGAUGCUCUCGGAAACCCUAUCGAUGGAAAGGGACCUAUCAACGCCAAGGAGAGGACCAAGGCUCAGGUCAAGGCCCCCGGUAUCUUGCCCCGACGAUCCGUCCACGAGCCCAUGCAGACUGGUCUCAAGGCCGUCGACUCGUUGGUCCCCAUCGGUCGAGGACAACGAGAAUUGAUCAUUGGUGAUCGUCAAACAGGAAAGUCCGCCGUUGCCGUCGACACCAUCCUUAAUCAGAAGAAGUGGAACGACGGAAGCGACGAGAACAAGAAGCUUUACUGUGUCUACGUCGCCGUCGGACAGAAGCGAUCUACCGUCGCUCAGCUCGUCAAAACCCUUGAGGAGAACGAUGCCAUGAAGUACUCCAUCGUUGUCGCUGCCACUGCUUCCGAAGCCGCUCCUCUGCAAUUCUUGGCCCCCUUCUCCGGAUGUGCCAUGGGAGAGUGGUUCCGAGACAACGGACGACACGCUUUGAUCAUCUACGACGACUUGUCCAAGCAAGCCGUUGCUUACCGACAAAUGUCUUUGCUUCUUCGUCGUCCUCCCGGUCGUGAGGCUUACCCUGGUGAUGUCUUCUACCUCCACUCUCGUCUCCUCGAGCGUGCCGCCAAGUUGAACAAGAACCACGGUGCCGGAUCCCUCACUGCCCUUCCUAUCAUUGAGACCCAGGGAGGAGAUGUGUCUGCUUACAUUCCCACCAACGUCAUUUCCAUCACUGACGGACAAAUCUUCUUGGAAGCCGAACUCUUCUUCAAGGGUGUUCGACCUGCCAUCAACGUCGGUCUCUCUGUCUCUCGUGUCGGAUCCGCUGCCCAGUCCAAACUCAUGAAGAAAGUUGCUGGUUCGCUCAAACUUUACCUUGCCCAAUACCGAGAAGUCGCUGCCUUCGCCCAAUUCGGUUCCGAUCUUGAUGCAUCCACUCGAUACCUCUUGGCCCGAGGAGCUCGUCUCACCGAGUUGCUCAAGCAACCCCAGUACACUCCCAUGCCCACUGAGAUUAUGGCUCCUCUCAUCUACGCCGGUGUCAACGGUAUGCUCGACAAAGUCGACGUCUCCAAGAUCGGUGCUUGGGAGAAGUCCUUCACCGAGAGCUUGAAGUCUACUCACUCUGGUCUCCUCGAGAAGCUGCGUGGUGGAGAGUUGCCCAAGGAGGUUGAGGAGGAGAUGAAGGGAAUCAUCAAGUCCCACAUCGACGACUUCACUGCUUAGAGAGACUGUUCCGCAAACUCUUCGAAGCUGCUGCUAGAGAGCUAAGGUUAGCUCGAGGGGGAAGAACAAAAAGCCUUCAAAUGCAUUGAUUCGAAUC
Kockovaella imperatae is the source of this 1819-nucleotide messenger RNA. RefSeq names its product F1 ATPase alpha. Gene Ontology annotation, biological process: proton motive force-driven ATP synthesis; proton transmembrane transport. The record is from RefSeq and is a predicted model, not a curated record. The transcript is spliced from 11 exons. Bases 82 to 1722 code for a protein of 546 amino acids. Gene Ontology annotation, molecular function: proton-transporting ATP synthase activity, rotational mechanism; ATP binding; ADP binding. Lineage: Eukaryota; Fungi; Basidiomycota; Tremellomycetes; Tremellales; Cuniculitremaceae.